Messenger RNA from Ambispora leptoticha, 396 nucleotides. The record is from the annotation of a GenBank genome assembly. NCBI's taxonomy places the organism in Eukaryota, Fungi, Glomeromycota, Glomeromycetes, Archaeosporales, Ambisporaceae.
AUGGAAAAUGUAGGUAGUUUUGGAGAUUUUAUUGUUGAUGAACUAGGAGGUGGAAAAUUCUGCUCACAAAAAUGUGAAAAUGAACGUGAUGAGAAAGAAGAUUUAAAGGCAUUAAGAGAAAUGAAAAGGCAACAUAAACUCUCUCCACAUUUAGUAACCCCAUUAACUUUAGAGCAAGAAAAAUUAUUAAAACAAUUGGAAACAAAAUACGAAGGAAAUGAAAAAGAAAAAUCUUCAUUUCAAAGAAGAAUAGAAGGGAUAGCGAUUAAGCAUCCUGUUCAAUUACACAGAGAAGUAAACGAAGAAGCAAAAAGAGAACUUGGUUAUGAAUUUGCCAAAAAAGAUAUAGAAAAACUAUUAGAUUUUAUGAAGAAAUUGCUAAGUAGCAGAAAUUAG